Messenger RNA from Cololabis saira (Pacific saury), 2230 nucleotides. RefSeq names its product ganglioside GM2 activator-like. The coding region runs from base 55 to 654 and encodes 199 amino acids. Lineage: Eukaryota; Metazoa; Chordata; Actinopteri; Beloniformes; Belonidae. Gene Ontology annotation, molecular function: lipid carrier activity; enzyme activator activity. Gene Ontology annotation, cellular component: cytoplasmic side of plasma membrane. Gene Ontology annotation, biological process: lipid transport; ganglioside catabolic process. The record is from RefSeq and is a predicted model, not a curated record. The transcript is spliced from 4 exons.
UUCCAUUCCUCGGUUCAGCGUGGAGCUGCGUGGAGCUGUCUGAUCGUGGCCGGGAUGGAGCUCUCUCUCACGGCCAGCCUGCUGCUCUCCCUGCUCGUGGCGGCGGUUCCGCAGCAGGUGGACUGCGGUUCUUCCGGGCUGAAGCGGGUGAUGCGCGCGCAGCUCCUCGGGUUCGACUGGAAGAACUGCGGGAAGCCCGACGCCCCGGCGGUCCUGAAGACCCUGGCUGUGUCUCCGGACCCCAUCGCCAUUCCGGGGAACCUGACGGCCUCAGCGUCCGGGUCCACGGCUGUGGAGCUGGCCGCGCCGCUGGCUGUGAACGUGACGCUGGAGCGGGAGGUGGCGGGUUUCUGGGUGACGGUCCCCUGUCUGGACGAGCUGGGCAGCUGUCACUACCAGGACGGCUGCCAGCUGCUGGACCAGCUGAUCCCGCCGGGCCAGGACUGUCCAGAACCGCUGCACAGCUACGGCCUGCCCUGCCGCUGCCCCUUCAAGGCCGGCUCGUACUCGCUGCCCAAGUCCGACUUCUACCUGCCCUACGUGGAUCUGCCACACUGGCUGACCAACGGGAACUACCGGGUCCAGGGCGUCCUGGGCGCCGGGGGCAAGGAGCUGGGCUGCCUGAAGAUCGCUCUGUCCAUCCACUCCGAGUGACCACAAUCAAGCAGCUCUGUGUUGAUUUGCACAUAAAACGGGUUCACAAUCUGGAAAUGGAAGCAGAAGUUGCACAAAAUAAUGGGAAAAAGGAAAAAAAAGAGAGAGAGGAAACAGUUCAGGUACUGCUGCAAACAAAAAUACUGGGUUUCAUUAAAGCAGAAGAUAAAUCUGAUUGUUUCUUCUUCAAAAUUGGAGAAAAGCAGUUUUUAAUCGGUACAAACAUCCAUCAGGGCUGCACUUUUGCAACUGUAUGCAAAUGUAGCUUUAAUUAGUUCUCUGAAAGAUGAUCAGAUGGGAAACGUUGCUUUUUUCCUUAAAAAGCAACCUUUUUCCUCAUUUCUAACAAAAAAGGGUAACUUUUAAUCUUAAAUUGAUUUUUUUUCUUCUCUUUUGCAGUUUCAUAGAUUUUAAAAUUUGUGAUUCGUGUUUUUUUAUAUGCUUAUAUAUGCUUUUGACCUUUUCUGCCUCUUUAGGUUUGUGGCAGAGUUUUAGGUACGAAUGAGUCGGACACUUGACGCUCAAACACAAAAUUUGGCUGUUGGCGCGGCGCCAUCUCAGUUUGUGUGUUUAUAUCUAUUAACAUCAAUUAUCUGCAGGACAGAUGACAUCCAUUUCACUCGCAUGUAGACAUUCACGCAGGUAUUUUGGUUUCCCUGCAACUCAUGGAGGUUUUCCUCAGAAAGGUCUUAUGCAUGAAAUCUGCAGUUCCUCACAUGAGCCGAUGGAUCCAUUACUCCCUAAGUCUUUACUUCUACUGUUGCAAUGACACAUUUAGUUGCAGAGCACAAGAAACCCCCAGAAAGGAUGCUUGUUAUGAAGUAUAUGUGUGACAGAGAUGCACGGAGACAUUAGGACGAGACAAACACGCUGAAAUGGCUGAUUCGAUAAUUACAUUUGAGCCUUAAUUUGGGCUCAUUUAACCACAUUUCUGUUCAGGUUGGAGGUAUUUAGACAUUGUCUUCAUGAGCCACACAGUUGGGACUUGUUUCCUGAUAAACAAGUUUACAUCUUCUCAAAAAACUGAGGAUGUUCAUUCAUAGAUGUUUAUUUUCUUCACACAUUCACAUUUAAUUCCCAUCAGUUUAUGCAAUAAUAGUUUUAAUUCAUGUGCUCUGGCUCAUUAAACUUUCCAGAAGAGGCUUCUUUUAUUCUAUGUGAACCAUUUUUGAGGGAACCUGUUGGCGUUUCUGUCUCUGCAGAUGUAAGUUGGUCCAAGGAAACACUUCGGUUUGUGUUUUUUCUUUUGAUGAUUCAUUUUUAUUUUCUACCAGCAAAAAGGUUUUUGAUUGAGCUUUAAGUAGGAUGCACAUGUGGAUAUACUUUUAGUUAUGUGUGAUUCAUUUCUGGGUUGUUUUUUUUUUAAGUGCCUGAUUACAUCUUUAGGUGGAAAACUGAAAGGGACUAAUGAAUCGUAGAGGAAUUUGUGUUGAUUUAUAAACAGUUGAUCAAGGUUAGAAUAGUUUUUAUGCUGUUAGAUAAAAAAUGAUUAAAACUGCUUAAAACAUCUCAUGCUUGUAACUGAUCCCACACUGUGUAAAGAUUUGAAUAAACCUUUUUUAUAAGUCUCAUCAUC